CAAAAGGGCUCCGCCUCAAACCCCCAAAUCCAUGGCUUCUGUCCCUCCGACGCUUCUACUUCUAGCCGCGGCGGCGCUCGCCCUUCUCUCCGCCGCCGCCUCCGCCGCCGCCUCCGCCGAUGUUACCAAGGUAUGCGUCGUUGGUAGCGGCAUCGGUGGAUCUUCGGUGGCGCAUUUCCUCAGACAAUACACCUGCGCCCAAAGUGCCGCGAUUCCCUGCGUCGACGGCAUACGCAUCUUCGAGAGGCGCGGGAAGGUCGGUGGCCGGAUGGCUACAGUUACGAUCGGCGGAGAUACCUUCGAGGCCGGGGCAUCUAUCAUCCACCCCAAGAACCUCCACGCCCUCGGUUUUGCCCGCCUCCUCCACCUCGAUACCAAAGCCGACGACGACUCCGGUGUCGAUCUGAACUCCAACGUCUCAUCGUCGUCGUCUUGGUUUGGAAUUUGGGAUGGAUCUCGGUUCGUAUUCAAGACUCUCACGCCUCCUUCUGCUUCAAGCUCCGCUAUGUACCGCAAGCUGUACCCUUUGUUCGACUCUUUGGUACUUCUCUGGCGCUACGGAUUAUCCCUCCUCCGGAUGAACCGUUUCGUUAAGGACAUGUUGCAAAGAUUCAUGCUUUACUAUAGUGAUCUUGAGUCCCGGCCUGUAUUUGAGACCUUAGAGGAGAUGCUUAAAUGGUCGGGAUUGUAUGGGCUGACCCGCUGCACGCUUCAGGAAGAAUUGGCUGACGCAGGGAUAUCUUCUCGGUUAACAUCUGAGUUAAUAACUGUAAUAACACGAAUCAACUAUGGUCAGGAUGUUACCAUCAGCGGACUAGCUGGGGCAGUUUCAUUAGCUGGCUCAGAUCCUGGAUUGUGGUCAGUCAGUGGAGGCAACUGGCAACUUGCUGCAGGGUUGAUUAGGCAUUCAAAUGCCACUUUGCAUCUCGAUGAAGGAAUAAAUUCCAUCACUAAUGUUGGAGGUUAUUAUGAGCUCAAUUCUUCAAAGGGGAACUCAUAUGCCUGUGAGGUAACAGUGAUUGCUACACCAUUAGAUGAGAUAAAUAUCACCAUUGUACCUCCAGUUUCUAUCCCCAGUAGAAGGUUACAGCACACAUACACAACUUUUGUCAGAGGGCUUCUUAACCCGAAAUAUUUUGGGCUAAAUAUUGCAUCAGAAAUUCCUGACCUCGUGGGCACGCUUGAGCUUCCCGAUAUUCCAUUCUCAUCCAUAUCCAUUCUCAAGAAAUACAAUGAAGAAGAUAUUAGCUACAAGUUGUUUUCUCGGGCACCACUGGAUGAUGAUUUUCUAGACAUACUAUUCAGCAAGAGGAGGGAAACUCUCCGGAUAAACUGGCCUGCAUAUCCUCAUUAUGAAGCUCCAGAGCUGUUUGCCCCCAUAAUUUUGGACGGUGCACAUUUGUAUUACAUUAAUUCGUUUGAAAGUGCUGCUAGCACAAUUGAAACCAGUGCUGUCGCAGCUGAGAAUGUUGCGCGGCUAAUUAUAGCUAGGAUCUCUGGCCAGUUGUCGUCAUUUGCUCCAAUUUUAAGGUCUCAUUCUACUGAAGAAUCACUCCACACUGAUCUGUAAGAUAAGCUACGAUUUGGAAGACUAAAAGAGCUCCCUGCUUUGAUGCUCUGCUUUCGGGCUCUCGUCCGGCUCACUGCUGCCCUACUUGUAGAUGGCAUACAGCAGCAGCUGCAUUGCCCCCAGCACGCUUCCACAGCCAUUCGGCACCUGAACAGCGCAAUAGCACAGUGCUUGCGAAUGAAAUCAAUGGAACACUUGGGGAAACUACAGAAGUCAGAUGGAAUCAUAUAAUAAUCACCGAGAUGAAGGGAUCAUGGCCGAGCAAUCCGUAGACAAACCACGAGGUGCCGCACAGGAAGACGAACAGCGAGAGCAGGAACGGCAUGUACUCCACGCUCUUGGUCUUGAUAACCAGCCGCACGAUCGACAGCGGCGAAGCAUACAUGCAGAUGGAGAAGGCGGUGGCUGCGAAGCCGCAUAAGAGCUUGUGGGGCUGGCCGUCGAGGAGCGCCAGGGAGAUCACGGCAACAGCUGCAAAGGCCGAGGGCACGGCGGCGAGCAGCGCUGCAGUGCGAGCUCUGACGGAUGGUUUGGACGCGAAGACGAGGAAGAUAACAACGUAGAUGGCUUCGAUGGCGGCACCGGCUCUGUUGAUGGUGGACACCAGGAUGUUGUCCGGGACACGAACGGCAAACCGUACCUGCAUAAUUAACGCAUUUAUCAACCUCUCUUUCAUCUAAAUGACCCCUUCAGUAGUUGAGAUCGCACACCAAGCAGAGAGGAGGCAGUUGAGCAACGUCAUGUUGUAGGGAACGCCUGAGAAAUCCUCUGUGGAUCUGCUCCUGAUGAUCCUCAAGAACGUGACACUCCAGACACCAAAAGGCAAACAACAAGAAACAGUUUUUUUAGUAAAGAUUUAAAGAAAAAGGGGAAAAAAAAGAUGAACACGGAAACAACAACAGAGAACAACAACACUCACACUGGAGAUAAAAACAAGAAGAGAGCAGCGGCGUUGCCUGUAAUCAAAGAUCCAUGACAUAAACAACAACAACAAAUAAACAAAACAUCGCUGAGAUUGCAUGAAGCGGAAGAACAGAUGCAGAGAGAGAAUAACCAACCAAAGAUGCCAAAUAAGAAAUGCAGCAGUUCCAUCUUCAGCUUGAAUGUAAGAUGUGGAAGUGCGAGGGGGAGAUAUAUAGCGAGAUUUCUGUCAUACGGUUAAAUUUUGUAACUGACUUCUCUAUCUUGAGUUUGGAGACGAGCAGCUUUUUUU
Messenger RNA from Zingiber officinale, 2783 nucleotides. Its product is annotated as farnesylcysteine lyase-like. Bases 32 to 1570 code for a protein of 512 amino acids. The record is from RefSeq and is a predicted model, not a curated record. Gene Ontology annotation, molecular function: prenylcysteine oxidase activity. Gene Ontology annotation, biological process: prenylated protein catabolic process; prenylcysteine catabolic process. Lineage: Eukaryota; Viridiplantae; Streptophyta; Magnoliopsida; Zingiberales; Zingiberaceae. The transcript has 6 exons.